UAGUAUUUCGUACAUUUCAGCGGCACUUUUCUUGCUCUCAGCGUCUUCCCCUUCACUGCGACUAUCGAUUCUUCACCACUUCGCCACCGCCUCCGCCAUCGCCGACGUGACAAGACAAAUUCAAACAGUAAUCAUCAAAAGUAAGAUGGAUAAGCUCUCGAAUUCCUUUUCGUUGCUUGAGUUGGACGCUGAUGAUGCUAAGGAACACAUUCCAACUGCCACCGCUGCGGCUGAUAGUUGUGAAACGAGAGAUAGCGGUAAAGGAGUAGACAACGGCUUAGAAGAUGGAACACUGUUGGAAAAGGAGAGUGUGGAGCAACAAACCUCAGAACGUAUUGUGGGAGAUUACAAGAUGCCACUCGUGUGGAUUGACCUGGAAAUGACUGGUUUAAACAUUGAAGUUGAUAGAAUCCUGGAGAUUGCCUGUGUGAUCACAGAUGGAAAUUUAACCAAGUCUGUUGAGGGUCCAGAUUUGGUUAUUCAUCAACCAAAGGAGUGUCUAGACAAAAUGGGAGAAUGGUGCCAAGAACAUCAUGCAGAAAGUGGUUUGACAGAGAAGGUCCUUCAAAGUACAAUAAGUGAACAAGAAGCUGAAAAGCAGGUUAUUGAAUUUGUGAAGAGACACACGGGAACAGCAUAUACACCUCUGCUUGCCGGAAAUUCUGUGUACAUGGAUCUUAUAUUCUUAAGGAAAUACAUGCCAGAUUUGGCUGCCUUUUUCUCUCACGUUCUUGUUGAUGUCAGCAGUGUCAAGGCAUUAUGUCUCCGUUGGUACCCAAGAGAUCGUAGAAAGGCUCCUCAAAAGGAAAAUAAACAUAGAGCAAUGGACGACAUCAAGGAAAGCAUAGCAGAACUUAAAUUCUACAAGGAACAAAUAUUCAAACCGAAGUCUAGGAAAUGAGGGAGAUUCGACAUCCUGGGUUCAAACUUCUUUUACUACACAAGCAUCAGCUGCUGCAGUUGUGGUUAAAGAAGAGAAGAAUUGUGUGCGUGUAUUGGUCUGACGGUAAGUGGUUAAUGUCCAAGGCCUGAGAUUCUGGAUUCAAGUCCACCGUAGUGCUAUCUUUAAAUUUCUUUAUUUACUUGUGUAAUUUAUCAAAGGAAAAAAAAAAUGGAAGAAUUGCACUUUCUUUUAUGGGACGUGUAUUGAAAUGUUAUGUACAUAUGUGCUUCUGACAUGGGGAGUCAGAGAAGUAGCGUGCAACUCUACAAGUGAAGCAUAAGCAAGCCGUUUCUCCAGACUUGUGUUUGUUUAUGUUUUAUCUUUGUAUUCUAGUUUGUUUCGAUCAAUUUUUGUGCAAUAGAAUGAUUUACACUAAUUGCAACAUCAA
Messenger RNA from Salvia miltiorrhiza (redroot sage), 1331 nucleotides. RefSeq names its product oligoribonuclease. NCBI's taxonomy places the organism in Eukaryota, Viridiplantae, Streptophyta, Magnoliopsida, Lamiales, Lamiaceae. The coding region runs from base 146 to 901 and encodes 251 amino acids. Gene Ontology annotation, cellular component: mitochondrion. The transcript is spliced from 9 exons. Gene Ontology annotation, molecular function: nucleic acid binding; 3'-5'-RNA exonuclease activity. The record is from RefSeq and is a predicted model, not a curated record.